GGGUUCUCGAUAAAUAUUUUGAACUUGACCAAUCAAAUAGUGGCACAUCGAUUUCAUUACAGUUAAUACAGUUAUAUUUGCUACAUAAAUGUAAGUUUGUUUAUGGUGCUUUAUUUCAUAUUCUUGAAAGAAAAUGUGUUGAAACUUUUGAAUUUGGCGGAACUAAAUAUGGUAAUUAG
This is a messenger RNA of Entrophospora sp. SA101, 179 nucleotides long. The record is from the annotation of a GenBank genome assembly. NCBI's taxonomy places the organism in Eukaryota, Fungi, Glomeromycota, Glomeromycetes, Entrophosporales, Entrophosporaceae.